GCUUGGAUCCAGCGGGACCUAACUUUGAGUAUGCAGAAGCUCCCAGUCGCCUUUCUCCGGAUGAUGCAGAGUUUGUAGAUGUCUUACACACAUUCACUAGAGGGUCACCUGGCCGGAGUAUUGGAAUCCAGAAACCAGUAGGGCACGUUGACAUUUACCCUAAUGGAGGCACUUUCCAGCCAGGCUGUAACAUUGGGGAAGCCAUCCGUGUGAUUGCAGAGAGGGGCCUGGGUGAUGUGGAUCAACUAGUGAAGUGCUCCCAUGAGCGCUCCAUCCAUCUCUUCAUCGACUCCUUGUUGAACGAAGAAAACCCAAGUAAGGCAUACAGGUGCAAUUCCAAGGAAGCCUUUGAGAAAGGGCUCUGCCUGAGUUGCAGAAAGAACCGUUGCAACAAUGUGGGCUAUGAGAUCAACAAGGUCCGAGCCAAAAGAAGCAGCAAGAUGUACCUGAAGACCCGUUCUCAGAUGCCCUACAAAGUCUUCCAUUACCAAGUAAAGAUUCAUUUUUCUGGGACUGAAAGUGACACUCAGGUCAACCAGCCCUUCGAGAUCUCUUUGUAUGGCACCGUGGCAGAGAGUGAGAACAUUCCCUUCACCUUGCCUGAGAUCUCCACAAAUAAGACCUACUCCUUUCUGAUUUACACGGAGGUGGACAUUGGAGAACUGCUAAUGAUGAAACUGAAAUGGAAGAGCGAUUCUUACUUCAGCUGGUCAGACUGGUGGAGCAGCCCUGGUUUUGCUAUUGAGAAGAUCAGAGUAAAAGCCGGAGAGACUCAGAAAAAGGUGAUCUUCUGUUCCAGGGAGAAAGUGUCUCAUUUGCAGAAAGGAAAGGGCUCUGCGGUGUUUGUGAAAUGCCACGACAAGUCUCUGAAUAAGAAGUCUGGCUGACACUGGGUAAAUGUCCAGAAAGAAGAACAGCACACGAGUUCUAUGAAGAUAGAAAUGAAAGAAGCAAAUUUUACAAAAGAUGCCCAAUGCUUUGGGUGUUUAAAAGGGGUUUUCCUGAGUAUUAAUCCCAGCUAUAUUCUUGUUAGUUAAAUUAGGAGACAGUCUCAAAUACUAAAAAGUGGCUAAUUCAAUGUGAGGAGUCAGUGGCCAAAUAUCACAGCCUCCAGCAUUAAAAGACAGCAGAUAUCAGAAGCACUGCAGUUUUUGUCCUUUGAGAAAGAAAUCAUUGUGCCCACAGUAAAUUAAGACUCCUUCAGGAGGCGUGUUCAGCCAAAGUGUAAAAUUAGUUAGAACCGCCUUUUUUAAUUAGAAUUCUGGAGCUUUUAGACUGAGGCCUUCUCAAAGUUAUCUCCAAGUCUGAAUGUAGAAGAUGAUUUUCUAUGGCAUGAGUCACAUUCAUUUAUUUAGCAGUCAAAACACCUGAUCUUUUUAAAUGGUUCUCUUGCUAUUGGAUGUGGCCUAGCAGUUAACCCUAGAUGUGUGACUUGGAGAGAGGAACAGAGGAUGGGGCUGAUAAAGAAUUGAGCCUUGUUUCCAUUGUUGGCUUGCAUGCCAACACAGUUACACGUGGAAAGAAACAAGAUGUAGAUCAAUUAAUUCUGAAUAGACUUUACAUUUUAUUGCUUAAUCCCUCUCUUUUUUCCCCCUUUGUCUUAAUAGUGUAUUUUAACAAUGGUCUGGGUGGAUGAUGAAAAUAAGCCCAGAAUUCUGAGCUAACACACAAUUUGAAUGGUGCAGAAAGAAAAUGAUACCAUAAUUUCAUUUUCAGAUUUUUCUAAUUAUUUUUCUCAAUUUAAAAUCAUUGAAUACUGUUUAGUUUUAGGCUUACUUCAGCUUGUCUCAGUCAUACUUCAAGCAUGUCUAUUUCACGUAUGGUUUGGAUGUGUUCAAAUUUUGCAUCAUGUGAACUACAAAUUUUAGGUAAAAGGACCAUUUUUACUUAAGUAGAAGGGUAGAAAAGCAACUGGGAUGUAACGUAAGCAGUGCUUGUAAACCCCGGUGUGCAGGGAGAAGCGUUUUCAGUUGCCGUAGCCACAGGAAGUGCCAAGAGGGUUGUCACUGUUGUUUUAACAACUAAUCAAGAGAGAGUGAACAGUUAUUUAUAAACUAGAUCUCAUAUUUCCAGAAUGCUUUUCUACAUAUUAAUAUAAAAUUAUACAGAAGUCAAAUAUCUCAGGCUACUGCUGGAAACCCAAACUGUGAAAGUGUGUGGGUACCUGGACAUCUGCUCACACGUAAAGCACCACAUGUACACUUGUCAUUCAGCAUGAUUUGGGAGGGUGACAAUCAAGGGAUGUUUUGGAACAUGUUGAACUAGAAAUAGUUACAUACACACCAUAAUGUCAGCCCUUCAUCAGAAAAAGAUGGCUGUGCCUCUGUACUGUUGGACAAGGGUUGUGGUUGACUCCAUCGGGCUUGGAAUGCAUUCUGUCUAACAAUAAAAUGAUGUGUGAUUUGUCAUUGGCAUCCCCUUUUUUGCUAAUUCAUUGAUCUGUGGAUGUGGGUUUUGAUCAAGGGUGCUAAACUUAAGAUUCAGCAAAUCAGUGCAUGGUGCUGGGAACUCUGACUUCUGAAGACUUCGCUAUAUAUAUCUAUUGCAAUGGUGCUUUGGCUUCAGGUUUUAUUUAUUAGCUGUAAAUAUGUGUGGGCUUGUAAGGGAGCUUGUACAUACUGGAAGGGUCGUUUUGGCUAUCUGCAUUUAUAGAUAUGUGGUGAUAACUGUGUACGUGUUUUAAUCAGUGAUGGGCUCACUGAGCAAACGUUCAUGAAAUAAUGCAAUGGGCUUUGAAAAAAAUGAAAGAAACUAACGUAACUAUGUGAAGAAAUGGAAUGAGCUUUUUAAUAAAACUGACAACAUUUUAU
Castor canadensis (American beaver) is the source of this 2810-nucleotide messenger RNA. NCBI's taxonomy places the organism in Eukaryota, Metazoa, Chordata, Mammalia, Rodentia, Castoridae. The record is from RefSeq and is a predicted model, not a curated record.